GGUUUGGGUUGAUUAAACAGGAAGUGACAGGAAGUGGCCCGUUUUUCCCAAAACAACACUGAUGCCACGUCUGUCAUCAUCUGCUGUAGUGAGGACAGGCAGGUACAGCUUGCAGCGUGGCAAGAUCGGGCUGUUAGAUGGAGCCAUUUGAGUUACGGUUUCACCAGGUUAAUUUUGAGGCAGAAGAUAUUCCACAGAACCAGACCCUUGACUCCUUCAGCAAUGUGGUCUCUUAUCAAUAUGAUGAGCUCUUGAGCAGUGCUAAUGGCACAGCAGUGAAUCAGUCAAAUGUACAGGAGGAUCAAGGGCAAUGGGCUCCUCUUGUUUCUGCUUAUAAUGCUGAUACUGUGCUGCCCUCUAGAGUUCACAGUGGGCAAAUUGUUGAAACCAAAGUUGUGGAUGUACAUUUAGAGAACAAUGUCCAUUUCAAUCACCUAGGUAGCUCAAGAUCACAUUCCAGAAGUUCACCAAUACACAGGACAAUAAAGAUAGAAGAAGUAGCCACUAACUUUCACUCUGCCAGUAGACCUAGCGUAGAGGGUGCUGACGAGACAUCUGAACCAGAGCUUGUUGAAGAGGCUCUCCCUGGCGUGUUCUCUACUUGCUCCUACCACUCAACACUUCACAAUGACAUAAUUCACAAUUCCAGUUCAUCAGACACAACAGAAAGGAACGGGACUGCAGCUAUAAUGGAACACAACGAAAGCUUUACAAGGACCAGUUCCUCAGAUAGUUUUACUGCAUUCACCAACACAGUGGAUGCCCUGGCAUUGCAAAAGUCAGUUAUAGGUUCCUCAGCAUUGCCUCCUGCUUCAAAUGAACUUAUAGCACAGGCUAUAGCUGAUGCUGAGAAGAAAUUGAAGUUGGCUAAAAACGGCACCAGUCUUGAGAGGGGAGAUAAUCAGAUUUCCAGGGAACCAUCAAUCAGUAAAGGCAAUAAUGAAAUACUGCAGGCAAAUGGAAGUGUAGCAGACCAAUCUCACCCUCAUGGGGUCACUAUUGAUGGCACGGACAACCCACACACAGACAGGUUCAAUAAUGACCUAUUGGAACUACCAGAUAGGUCUAACACAGAUCCCUAUCAGUUGGAUGGCUCCUCUCCCCAACCCAUGCCACAGAAUCUCAUUAGGGUCCCACAGGAGCUGAUAACCAUUACUAAGACCAAGUCGGUGGUCACAGGGGACACAUCUAAUGACUUCCCACAGCUAGGGAAUGAUACAGAUGCCCCUCAGGAGUAUUUUGAAGAGCUUAAAGUAGAUACUGCUGUUCAUACAGAAGAGGAAAUUAUCAAUCAGCAGGCUGAGGGAAAAACUGAAAAAGAAAAUAAAGUAUUUAAUUUUGGUGAUGGUGACUCUAAUUACGCCAUUUUUCCAGACAGGGUCACCCCAACCAAUGAUAUGAACCAUGAAGAGGGUAACGUCACCCCAACUCCUUUUAACAGUGCCAAUAACUGCAACAACUUUAACAAUGCCAAUAACUGCAACAACUUUAACACCAACACAGUGUUGAUUUCAAAGGGUCAAAGCAUCGGUGAUACUUUUAGGGAAUGUGCAAUUCAAGAAGACUUAGAUCUGGACCAGAUAGAGCAACAUGCAUUGCCACCUAACCUGGGCCCAGUUGGGACCUCUACCCCUGUUAGAGAAAAAGGUCAGUCACCUGCUCCCCAGUUCAGAACAGUCAAAUCAGAUGAGGAUCUAUGGCAGCAAUAUAAGGCACAUGGUCUCCCUAUAAAGGGGUACUCAGAGGAAGCAGGGGAGAUGUGUGACAGGUCCCAGAGCAGCAGUAGAUCAUCUGAGUAUGGUUGGCACCCUGGUCUUCCACAGGGAUUAGAAGGCUUGUUACGACCUGAACUGACACCAUUAGAUGGACGCAGUCGAUCUUCAAGCAUUUCUAGUUUAGCUACCUCAGCAACAGAAACUUUUGAUGUGGAACAGCUAUUGAAAGAGAAGGCAAACCUUGAAGGUCAGUUAGAAGUAAUGUCUACAGAGGCAAAAAAUGCCAUGCAAGAAAGGGCUCAACUACAGGCACAGCUAGCAGCCAUGAAGUCUCAAGUCUCCCAGGCUUCAAGUUCAUUUUAUGGCUCAAAAGGGAAUGAAUUGUUGACAGAGUUACAACUGCUCAGACAAAGCUCAAAAGAACUUCGACACCAUGUAAGUGAAUUGGAAAGAUCAUCAGAUGACAAAAGUCUUGAAAUAAGGAAUCUUCAGGAUGAACUGGAUGUAAAUCAGACCAAAUGUGAAAGGCUGCAGAAUAAGGUGGAGGCUUUAAGACAGGAAUUACAAGGGAAAGAUAUGACUGCUCAAGAUUUAAAGAAUAAAGUUGCUGAACUCUAUGUUGAAUUACAGACUUCAUUGCAAGUCAAGAUGCAAGCAGAGUCUGAGAUCCAGUCUCUGAGAAGUGACAUUGAGGGAUAUCUCAAGAAAAGAGAUUGGUUUCAGCAGCAGCUUACAAAUGCUCAGGAAAUAAAAACACAAUUGCAGCAGGAAGUUGCGUCCCUGAAAACCUUGUCUGUGCAACAGGGAAAUGAAAUUGAGAAAUUAAAGGCUGAAAAUGUCGAUAUCAGUCACAGGCAUGCUGACCUUCAACAGAAGGUGUUGCAAGACAAAGAGCAGCUUGCCAAUCACCUGGAAAGUAUAGAAUAUGCAAUGAUGGAGAGAGAAGCCAUGUUUGACCAAAUAAAACGACAACAGGGGUCGGCAGAAGAGGUCUUGAAAUUAAGGAUGCAAAAAGUUGAAGAGGAAAGAGAACGCCUCUCCUCAGUGACUACCUCUGUAGCUGAUUUAGAGGCUGAAUUGAAAAAGUCUUCCAAUGAACUUAGAGUCAAAGAAGCCAGGAUUGGUGUGUUGGAACACGAGCAGGCUGAGCUGAUGAAGCGCCUGACCUUGUCCACCAAAGAAUUACAGGAGAGAGAGGCCACUAUUGAAAUGUUACGCCAAAGUGCUUUGGAUACAGAUGUUAGGUUAAAGGGUCUACAGCAGGUAACAGGGUCCAAGGACGAGGUAGUGCUGAUAUUGAGGGAAGAUAAUGCCAGGCUACAGGUGGAGCUGGACUCAGCACUGCGUGAAAAAGAAGAAGUUGAAAGGUCCAUAGAUAUACUGAGGGAUGAUCUGAUGAAGUUAGAACAGGGUUUCUUGGUCAUGAAGCAGAGUGUUAGUGCAAAAGAAAUGGAGUUAGACAAACUGAAACAUGAAAACCAGUCCUUGGAAAGGUCUUUGGAAGCAGCAAACUCCCAAAUUUACGAUCAGAGAAUAGCCUAUGAUAGAUGUAGCAGUGACCUGACUGCAGCAGUCUCAGCCGCACAUGAGUUGCAGUCACAGAAACUUGGCCAGGAAAUUGAGAUUUCCAGGCUGAAAAAUGAACUCAAUGUUGCACAAAGUUCCCAAGAGAAGUCAGAAAAUAGUCGGUCAGAGGUGGCUAGUCUCAAGGAAAAGCUUAACGAAUUAAAACAGAAACUAGAAGAUGCAACAAAACAUAAUGUUUACCUGGAAGGACAGUUGGAAACUACGAGUGAUGACCAGGGUACCAUUGCAAAACUGACUGAUGAGAACACUGUGCUCAAGAUCAGGGUACGUGAACUUGAGACCCAGACUCAGAGUGAGGCCUCGUCACAUGCUGUCACUGUGUCUGAACUCGAGGCUGAAUUGAGCAAGCUGCAGUCAGACCUGCAUGAUAAGCAGUCUGAUACUGACAACAUUGUGGCUGAGCUUCGUGAAAAGUUGGCAUAUGCUAAGAAUGGAAAAGAUUUGGCUGUUAAAGAGUUGGAGGUUCUCAGGAAGAGAUCUGAAGAAGACCAAGAGAAACAGAGAAGUGACUUCAACAAGCAGAUUGAGGCUCUCUCUGGUGAUUUGGAGGCAACAAGAAAUCGGAAGCUUACUCUUGAAGCAGAAAUAAUGCAGCUGCACAAGGCCACAGAAAAUGUCAUUGAAGACUACAAAAAGAAAAUUGGAAGUUUGGAAAGGGAUCUGCAGAAGUCAAAAGAACAUGGAAGGAAACACCACAAAUCUGAUACUGUAAACAAGAAGCUUAUGUUAGAACUUGAGAGGGAGAAAGGAAGGUUAUCAGGUGUAUUGCAGAGCCAGUCAGCCCUGAAGCAGCACACCAGUGUGCUGGAGGAGGCCCUGGCCUUGAGGGAGUCCUCUAUCACAGAGCUCAGUGCCACUGCCCAGGGACAGCUGAUCAGGAAGGACCAGGUGGAGGCAGAAUACAGGGGGAAGAUUACUGCCCUUGAGGAGAGCCUGGCCAGGGAGAAAGACAGCGUGAAAGGCUUGAAGAAGCAGUUAAUGGUACAGAAAGGAGAAACAGUAAAGCUGCGCCGUGAGAUUGAGACCAUGCACCUAGACAUUGACCAGUUACAGAAAGACUUGGAGCAAAAGAAGCAAGCAGCACAUCUUGUUGAAGUUGAGCUAGGGAGAGCUCAGCAAGCUGCCCUUCAGUAUCAGACUGAUUUGGAAAGCUUGAAUUCACAGCACAACAGUGGUAAGGUGGAGCUGGAGAGAGUGAGCAGAGAACUUUCUGAAGAGAAGGCACAGCAAGCUGUGUUGGUUGAUCAGAUUAAGACUCUCCAAUGGCAGCUAGAGCAGAAAUCUCAGGAAGCAAAGGCUCUCCAAGACAAGCUGACCCUUGCAGAGGAGAGACAGAAGAUGGAGCUGCAGAGCAGUCAGAAAAGCCUCCAAGGUCUUCAGGCAGAGCUGGAGGCAGCUAAGUGUGAACUUGCAGGGACCAGGAAGGAGAAGUUCUCUUACCAGGCUAAAGUGUCAGAGUUACAUGAUGCACUCAGGUCCAGUGUGGAACAGACUAAGAUUCUCAAAUCUCAAAACACAGAAGAUGCUGUCACUGGAACCAUGGCAUCAUUUUCAUUGCCAACAGACUAUGAUAUUGCUGCUAUAGAACAAUUGCUGAAUCAGAGUGCCCCAAUUGCCAAAUCCAGACCCCUGGAGAACAUACAGACCUGCCUGGCGUCCCUACGCUCUGAGAUGACUGUCUUGCAGAAACAGCUGGAUGUCCAUACUGCUCAAGUGCAGAAUACAUCGAAAUCAUGGAAAGAAGUGGAAGCUCAAGCAGAAGAACUGCGUCAGAUGUGCCGCACCCCAGUGUCAGUGUCUUCAGACAGUGUCAAAUCAGACCAGUGAGAUGAGAAGAGUUCAGUACAUACUUACAAAUUGUAUAUUCACCUCCUUGUUCCAUGAAGAUCCCUUGUUAACAUUUGGAAGAAAUUACUUGUGAUCUGUCAUCUUGUCAGUUUUCUUUGCUGCACAUGUUCCCUACAGAAAAUGUGCAAUAAGUGUUACUGUGUGUUUUUUUUCAUAUAUUUUUCAAAUAAGAAGAAAUAAAUAUGUAAGUAAAUGAAUGUGUAUACUCAGUCAGGUCGUGGGAGGGUCAAGUUCAGGUUGUACCUGUGUACCAUAGUUGUUUCCUACUUUUGUGGGUUGUCCUAUGAAAUAUUAUUUGUGUGUUCUUCAUGUGCAAUACAUGGACCUGCUGGAAACUGUG
Molecule: messenger RNA, 5490 nt
Organism: Lingula anatina
Lineage: Eukaryota; Metazoa; Brachiopoda; Lingulata; Lingulida; Lingulidae
Source: RefSeq, a predicted model, not a curated record